CUUAAUGUAACAGCAGACACUUUGGUAUUGGCGUUGUAUCUGUUACGUGAUUUUCACUGGUUAUUACAUUAAAAUCGGCUAACCAUUCAAUGCCAAAGAGGACCCUCUGAGAGCCAACCAAUAGGAGGGAAGGACAGAGAAGAAUUAGGGGAGGAGCUUGUUGAUAAUUGUUCACUCAGGAUCAGCUGUCCCUGCCUGCCGGUAUCACUUGUCCACACCGGCAUGCCGAGCUGACACAGGCUGACAGACGGGGGCCAACGACGGGGCCAGCUCCCCGGGGGAUUCUCCCUGUCUCUGGAGCUCCAGAUCAGCCUCGACCACAGGACCCAGGUGAGAUGCUCCACCAGCAGACAUUCUACAGUGAACCUUUUUGCUGGACAGCAGAUGGAAAAAGUUUGAAACAACCCUAAAUGUCUUCCACGGGAAGUGGCCUGCGUAUCCAGGGGGACGACAACCUCCAGUCCAUGAUCGUUGGCACGGUGAUGCGAAAGAUCAAAUCUCGCACCUGGAAGAAGCAGCGCUACUUUAGGCUGCAGGAGGACUGCAUGACCAUCUGGUACAAGUCCAAGAAGACAGGAAACACCCACUCCACAUUCUCUGUGAGCGACGUGGAGGCUGUGCGCGAGGGCCAUCAGUCAGAGGUCCUGCUGAGCAUCGCGGACGAGUUUCCCCCAGAUCGCUGCUUCACGCUGGUGUUCCGUGGUCGCCGGGGCAACCUGGACCUGGUGGCGGACUCAGCAGACGAGGCACAGUCCUGGAUCAAGGGCAUGAGAAAACUCAUAGAAAACCUUGAAAACAUGGGAGACAGUGAGAAGCUAGACCAGUGGAUCGGGGACUGGUUUAAAAAGGCUGAUAAGAACAACGAUGGCAGGAUGAACUUCCAGGAGGUCCGAGUCCUUCUAAAGAUGAUGAACGUGGAGAUGAACGAACACCACGCUCAUCGACUCUUCAUGAUGGCUGACAAGUCUCAGACGGGGAGUCUGGAGGACGAUGAGUUUGUCCUGUUCUACAAGAUGCUGACCCAGAGGGAGGAUGUCCUCAGGGUGUUCCAGGAAUACUCUGGCGAUGGGCAGAAGCUCUCGCUGAGCGACCUGGAGGAGUUUCUACGAGAAGAACAGCUAGAAGAUGUGGACGUGGUCCAGCAGCUGGCCAUGGAGCUCAUUGAGCGCUACGAACCUUCUGACACAGCCAAGACGCUGAAGGCCAUGUCUAUCGAUGGUUUCCUGAUCUACCUGAUGUCUCCCGUGGGCUCCGUCUUCCGACCGAGACAGCAGAACCUGUACCAGGACAUGAAUCAGCCCCUCUGCCACUACUUCAUCUCCUCCUCACAUAACACUUAUCUGAUGGAGGACCAGCUCAGAGGACCCAGCAGUGUUGAGGGGUACAUCCGGGCCUUGAAGAGAGGCUGCCGCUGUGUGGAGGUGGACUGUUGGGACGGUACUAACGGGGAACCGAUCGUCUACCACGGACACACGUUCACUUCCAAGAUCCUCUUCAAAGACGUCGUGAGCACCCUGGGAAAAUACGCCUUCAAGGUAUCAGAGUACCCAGUGAUCCUGUCCAUGGAGAACCACUGCAGCGUUGAGCAGCAGCGAGUCAUGGCCCAUCACCUCAACACCAUCCUCGGGGACAAGCUGCUGAAAAGCACCCUGGACAGAAAGAUACCCAUUAGCUUUCCUUCUCCCGAGGAGCUGAAGGGAAAGAUUCUUCUGAAGGGGAAAAAGAUUGGCGGUCUGGAGGACAGUCUGAGCGGGUUAAUGGAGCCUGAAGACACCCUCACUGGCGAGGUGAGCGACGAGGACGAAGCAGCGGAAAUCGAUGAGGACAACCUCCAUAGCAACAGCCUCCGGCGCCGGGCCAAGAAAUCGAAGCAACGUUUAUCCAAGGAGCUGUCGGAUUGUGUGGUCUACUGCAAGAGUGUCCACUUCAGCAGUUUCAAGCAUUCCCGCAUGCAUUCCAAGUUCUACGAGAUCUCCUCUUUCACAGAGUCCAAGGCCCGUAAGCUCCUAAGAGAGGCAGGAGCGGAAUUUGUGCUUCACAAUGCCAGACAGCUGACCAGGGUUUACCCAAGUGGCCUCAGAACAGACUCCUCCAACUUCAACCCUCAGGAGAUGUGGAACACAGGGACGCAAAUAGUUGCAUUAAACUUUCAGACAGCAGGGCUCGAGAUGGACCUCAACGAUGGACUGUUCAGUCAAAAUGGUGGAUGUGGCUAUGUCCUCAAACCUGAAUACAUGAGGAGGUUAGAUAAAAGGUUCGAUCCUGAGGUACCCCAGAACCGGGAUGGCUACCAACCACUCAGUUUCUGCAUUCAGGUGAUCAGUGCACAGCAGCUCCCAAAGGUGAAUAUCAAGGAGAGCUCUGUUGUGGACCCGUUUGUGCGUGUGGAGAUCCAUGGAGUUCCUCUAGACCAGGCCAAGCAAGAGACCAGAUACAUAGACAACAAUGGCUUUAACCCUGUGUGGUAUGACACCCUGCGGUUCACCAUCCACGCUCCUGAACUGGCCCUGGUUCGCUUCGUCGUGGAGGACUAUGAUAAGGCGUCGAGGAAUGAUUUUGUGGGACAGUACACCUUGCCUUUCUCAUGUAUUCAGCAAGGAUACCGGCACAUCCACCUCUUAUCUAGGGACGGAACCAGUAUCCAUCCGGCUUCCUUGUUUGUACACCUCAGAGUCACUAAGCUUGUGUGAGCUGGAGAUCUGAGAUUCCCGCUGGAAUCGCAGCCACUUGCAAGGACUGUAGACCUGGAUGGGCACGGCUAAACAAACCGUCAGUCACAGUGACAGGAUGAAGAAAGAGUAUGUUUUGACAUUCAAGAGCUAGAUAUGAAAAUAAUUAAAUUGUUACUUCCAUUAAGUACUUCCUAAACAGAUCAUGUAAUGUAUUUUAUCUACUAAGCCAAACUAUUAGGUAUUUAUCUACUUAUAUAAUAUAUGAUUAUGCAUUAUGUGGUUUUCACUUGUGACCUGGUAUUCUUUAUAUAUAUAGUGUGUAUUUCCAAUCAGAUGUACUACUUAAGAACUAGAUAUGAAAGGAUGCUGCUUUUCAAACUCUUAUUCCUUAAAUGCUGGUCAAGUAUGUGAGCGGACCAGAGAUUACAAUGUGUUUUGUUGCAAAUACAUGUAGCAGAGAAAUGUGCCACCAAGACUAAUGAUUUCUACAUCAUUUCUGUAAGUUUCCUUAGCACAGUAUUUACCAUGAACCUGGCACCUAAUGCAAGUAAAAAAAUAACGAGGCUGUUCGUUGGAGUUCCAAUUAGCCUGAUGUAGAUCAGUUUAGUUUUUUAGGAUCCCCACAAAAUAGUACACACACAACGACUAUAGAGUGCAUUCUGCAUAUCGACAAGCCUUGGGAAAGAUUUGCUGUCAGAUAGGUCAUGAGGCAAAUGACAGCUUCUGUUUCUAUUCUCUCUAUUUCUCUCUCUUUGUUGUUACUCAAUCUGUCAUUCUCUGACUGUGAUGAAUUUCCAUUUCAUUCAUUUCCAUUAAUAAUAUUGAACAAAUAUUUUUAGUAUUAAGAACCCUUCCAGGGAACUCAAGGCCUUGACUUGUGUCAUCUAUAUUGGAUCAUUUUAUGUAAGAUGUAAAUAUUUGCUGCUGGUGUAAUAGUUUUAUAUAUUAUACUCACACUGUGUGUGUUCAUUAUGUAUUUCAUGU
Esox lucius (northern pike) is the source of this 3656-nucleotide messenger RNA. RefSeq names its product phospholipase C, delta 4a (gene plcd4a). Bases 411 to 2690 code for a protein of 759 amino acids. The record is from RefSeq and is a predicted model, not a curated record. Gene Ontology annotation, molecular function: phosphatidylinositol-4,5-bisphosphate phospholipase C activity; calcium ion binding. Lineage: Eukaryota; Metazoa; Chordata; Actinopteri; Esociformes; Esocidae. Gene Ontology annotation, biological process: intracellular signal transduction; lipid metabolic process. The transcript is spliced from 16 exons.